This is a messenger RNA of Xiphias gladius (swordfish), 2841 nucleotides long. It is a transcript of the gene opn6a, whose product is annotated as opsin 6, group member a. The transcript is spliced from 6 exons. Gene Ontology annotation, molecular function: G protein-coupled receptor activity. Gene Ontology annotation, cellular component: membrane. The record is from RefSeq and is a predicted model, not a curated record. Gene Ontology annotation, biological process: G protein-coupled receptor signaling pathway. Lineage: Eukaryota; Metazoa; Chordata; Actinopteri; Istiophoriformes; Xiphiidae. The coding region runs from base 1 to 1254 and encodes 417 amino acids.
AUGUCGUUCGGCAGCAGCUCGGCAGCAGGUGGCCCCCCCUGGAGGAACAACAGCUUCGUCCUGGGGGGGAGCCGAGACCCUCCUCUGUCCGACCAGGGAGAGACCAUCAUCGGAGUCUACCUGCUGCUGCUGGGCUGGUUGUCCUGGUUUGGAAACAGCAUUGUGCUCUUCGUCCUGUACAGACAGAGAGCCACGCUGCAGCCCACCGACUACCUGACCUUUAACCUGGCCGUCUCCGACGCUAGCAUCUCAGUGUUUGGAUACUCCAGAGGCAUCAUCGAAAUCUUCAACGUGUUCCAGGCCAGCGGCUACUUCAUCUCCUCCAUCUGGACCUGCCAGGUGGAUGGUUUCUUCACACUGGGGUUCGGUCUGGGCAGCAUCAACACACUGACAGUGAUCAGCAUCACCCGCUACAUCAAAGGAUGUCACCCCAGCAGAGCCCAUCACAUCAACAGGACCAGCGUGUCCCUGUGUCUGCUGCUGAUCUGGAUCACGGCAGGAUUCUGGUCUGGAGCGCCGCUGCUCGGCUGGGGGAGCUACACAGAUCGUGGGUACGGGACCUGUGAGAUCGACUGGGCUAAAGCAAACUACUCCAGCGUCUACAGGUCCUACAUCAUCUCCAUCUUCAUCUUCUGCUUCUUCGUCCCUGUGCUCAUCAUGCUCUUCUGCUACGUGUCCAUCAUCAACAUGGUGAAGAGAGGCAACGCUCUCUCAGCAGAGGGAGACCUGAGCGACCGCCAGAGGAAGAUCGAGAGAGACGUCACCAUAGUUUCAAUAGUGAUUUGUACAGCCUUCAUCCUGGCCUGGUCUCCGUACGCUGUGGUGUCCAUGUGGUCCGCCUGGGGCUUCCAUGUGCCGAACCUCACCAGCAUCUUCACUCGACUCUUUGCCAAGUCCGCCAGUUUCUAUAACCCCCUCAUCUACUUUGGACUCAGCUCCAAGUUCCGUAAAGAUGUCUCGGUCCUGCUGCCCUGUGCCCGUGACGCCAAAGACACAGUAAAGCUGAAGCGCUUCAAGCCGAAGGCCGACGGCCAUGGCCGCCCAGCCGCAGGAGGAGGAGCCAGACUCAAAGUUCCUCUGAACCAGAUCGAGAAGAAGUACUCACCCGGGAACCAGCCCAAGCCGGCCCCCAGCCCGGACUCUGGGAUGGGAAGUCCACCCUGCACGCCACCGCCUGUCAACAAGGAGGUGUUCUACAUCGACAUGUCCCGGCCCUCUGAGACGGGCUCUGAGUUUGAAUGUGAGAGACUCUGAGGAAUUCACUGGACCUAGAGAACGACCGGCUGUUGGUCUCUGAUGGAGCCAACCAGGCUGGUUAAACCAUGAACACAUGAAGUGUGACGGAGUGAUUGACUUCUGAUCAGAUCAGACUGACAUCAGCAGAGGGCACUGAUGUCACUGGGUCAUGAUUCCCAGCGUAGAGAAGAAGAAGACAUGACAGUUUCUGUACAACAUGUAGAACAAGUUUCUGGUGAGGGUUGCUGCAGGUUCACCAAGUUAAAUUUAAGACUUUUUGAUCUCACAGAGAAUUAAAUUCAAUAGCUGUUUCACUGUCAUACCAUCCAAAGUGUGAAAUUAUGACUGAAAACCAGAAGGGACUGUAUGGACUACAAUUAAUUACUUCAUCAUCAUCAAUUUUUUUCAGCACUUCCCAGCUGUAUGUAAUGAUAAUUCCUAAUGAUAUAAUUAAAUCAAUACAAAUGGAAAAUAUAAGAAUGGAUCAACCAAUUAAAAAUGAUAAAUUCAUUUAAGUUCAGCAGCUCAGUCCACUGUCACAACCAGACCAGUGUUAGUGUGAAGGUGGAGAACGUCUCCUGACAGACGCAGCCCCAGACACAAACAUUUAGAACUAAUGUCACUGUCCACAGCAGCCAAGAAAGAAAUAUUCAAGACCUUUGUAAAUGAAAUUGAAGACUUUUAAUACCUUCUACUGCCUUUUUUUGAGGGAACUGAAUUCUCUCCCACGGGACUUUUUAAGACCUGCAGAUCCCCUGCCCUUGGACAGCCUUCUGACUUGUUGCUGCUGGUUGAAAGCUGGAUUUGAAAUGUACUUUGCUCACGCUAGAGAGGCUUUCUGAAUCAGGUCCAACCUUCCUGUCCCAAUAAAUCAAUAGGCCUACAAACAUAUUACUAAAAGACACUAUGAAAACUAUUAUUAUAGGAGACGACUGGAAAACCUUGAGCUGUUCACAGUAAUUAAAACAAAAUAUAUUGUGGGUGAUGGAGACGGGGAGAGAUGGGUUGUAAUGUGAUAGAAAAAAAAAAAUCUCCCCCACCCUGGAGGUGGCGCUGCUGCAGCUCUUCAGCACCCCUACAUCUCUCAGCUGACCUACUCACUCACUCACCCUCUCUCCAAAAUAACCAGUCAUCUAUCGCAUACAAAUGACAAUCAGCAUAUUUUCAUAACCAUUUUGGGGAUGAAUCUCUUAAUAGUGUCACCUACGUGUGGAAGAUGAAAUACAAGAAUGUUAGAAAGAAAACACAUGGGUUUGAUAGUAGAAUGAGUAAAAGGCACAGAAUGAGUUAUAGCUUGUAGGCUCCCGCAUACACCUGACGCCUCUAAGUCAGACUGAUGAAGCUUCACAUUAACUUCAGAUAAAGUUUAGAAAAUACUUCACACAGAAUGAGGACUGUGGACUUUGGCUCCAUCACUUCCAUCAGAAAUAUGUUGUGCAGAGACCUGUUAAGAUGUUCAUAUGGACACACGAGUUUUGGUUUUAGAAUGACUUGUAAAUACACAAAAAUACAAUAUGCACAGUUCAACUAAAGCACACCAACAUUAAUCAAAAGGUUUUUCAUGCUCAACAUUUUAGUAACUGUCUCAGAGGAUAUUGCAGUAAC